UCAACUGAAUAUCAUCGAGCAAUUGUGAUACUUUUCAACCGCUUAUGUGGGUUGCCAGUCAGAGUAUAUUGGCGCGCCGUUCCUUGGCAGUAUUUUUUUUUUAAAAAAAGCAACAAUGCCUGGCCUAACUUAUUCGAAUUGAAUAGCAACACAAAACGCAUAAUUGCGCUUUCGCUGGGCCAAGCCGGCCAAUAAAAGUGCUGUCCUCAAAAUAUAGUCAACAGUGCCAAACCUUUUGCACGCCUGCAAAUGUAAAAAAAAUAGCUUGGACAAUCUUUUUCCGCAGCUUUUAAAGUCCGAUUGUGCUUCGGAGUAUAGGCCAAUGAAAACGAUUUGCCCACGGCUUGAGCGCGAUCACACAAAUACGUCAUGCCACAUUUCCUUCCAAAUGCAUUUUGCAAAACGAUACAGCAGCGGAGGGGGGGUGUAUACUGCCGCCACCAUUAACCCACCCUCUUGUUGCUUCCUUUGCACAUUCUCUAAUUACAAUCUGGCAUUCAUCAAUUGGCAGCAAAGGAAAAAGGAACAACCGCGAGCACAAGCGUGGCCACGCUGCAAUAAAUAUCGCAGGCGCCGCCGGCUCCAUUUGCUGACAGACAACAAAAAUAAGGACAUUUAUAACAAUUCUUUUUCUCAUCAUCGUCCUUUUGUAACAACUAUACUUUUUUGCUCAUCAACCACAGUAGCUGCUGGUUAUAUUUCUCUUUGUUCUGUCGCUUGUUCUGCCACACCUUUGAUUCUGCCUCUGCAAGCUCGGGAAUUGCCGGCUUGCUGUAAAGUCAAAUACUGUGUUGUCUCUGUUCCACGUUAUCCCCGUGUCCCUUCUUCAAAUCACACUUUUCUAUUUUUCCUUCCUUUCAUCUUUUUUGUUUUUCCCCCUCCUACCUCCCACGUUGGCAAGCGCCCUGUUUUUAUUCUGAACUUUGCUCUUUACACACCACAUUGUUUCUCUUUGGCGAGGGGCAGUUUAAUAUAGCGCAUUACUAGCCAAAUAAGAGGAGGUUUGACGUUUGGCGUUUGACACUUGUCAUUUGUCGUUUGGCACCCGCUAGGUCUUUAGAUUCCUAGCCGCACAUUUUGUAUUUUCAUUUCUUAAAUAUCUUAACUUUUGCACCUGCACCAAUCUGCACCAAUUUGUACCAAUCUGCCUAC
Messenger RNA from Kickxella alabastrina, 1152 nucleotides. RefSeq lists its product as uncharacterized. The transcript has a single exon. The coding region runs from base 323 to 976 and encodes 217 amino acids. The record is from RefSeq and is a predicted model, not a curated record. Lineage: Eukaryota; Fungi; Kickxellomycota; Kickxellomycetes; Kickxellales; Kickxellaceae.